AUCGUAAAGUGGCUACCUUAUGCAAUUUCACAUAUUUCUCUUCGUAAAACUGGCUUACUCAAAGUAAUCGAUCGGAAAAUAAUCAGCAGCAAAAUUGUGAGAAUGGCUCCGGUAGCUCCUAGAUCCGGCGACGCCAUUUUCGCCAAUGUUGAACGUGUGAAUGCUGAGCUUUUCACCUUAACUUAUGGUGCCAUCGUGCGACAACUCCUCACAGAUCUGGAGGAGGUUGAGGAAGUCAACAAACAGCUUGAUCAAAUUCAAGAUAUACUAAUGUGGAAGGGGGAGCGUUGGCGUAACUGGGGUUAUAACAUUGGAAUUCGGCUCAUUGAUGAGUUUUUGGCAAAAUCUAACGUUUCACGGUGUAUUGAUUUCAAGGAAACAGCUGAAGUCAUUGCCAAGGUUGGCCUCAAAAUGUUCCUAGGUGUUACAGCAAAUGUUGGCAAUUGGGAUGCUGAGGGAACAACAUGCAGUCUAAUUUUGGAGGACAACCCCUUGGUAGACUUUGUUGAGCUUCCCGAUACUUGUCAAGGUCUAUACUAUUGUAACAUCUUGAGUGGCGUAAUCAGAGGGGCACUAGAGAUGGUUUCAAUGAAGACCGAAGUCACAUGGGUCCGUGAUAUGCUUAGAGGGGAUGAUGCAUUCGAGCUGCAGCUGAAACUGCUGAAGCAAGUUCCUGAGGAGUAUCCUUACAAAGACGACGAGUAACAACUGAAACUUUUGAACUUUGUAUUGCUUGCCUUAAAGCAUUUUCUGUUUGAUCUGGAAAUAUUAAGCUCCCUAAACCCUCCGCCAUGAUAAAACAUUUCGUUCUAGUGUUACGAGUUACAAUGUUGAUGAUUAGCUACCCAGAAUUUUUCUCGUCA
This is a messenger RNA of Capsicum annuum, 863 nucleotides long. Its product is annotated as trafficking protein particle complex subunit 3. The transcript is spliced from 6 exons. Gene Ontology annotation, biological process: intra-Golgi vesicle-mediated transport; endoplasmic reticulum to Golgi vesicle-mediated transport. The record is from RefSeq and is a predicted model, not a curated record. Lineage: Eukaryota; Viridiplantae; Streptophyta; Magnoliopsida; Solanales; Solanaceae. Gene Ontology annotation, cellular component: TRAPP complex; cis-Golgi network membrane; cytosol. Bases 103 to 705 code for a protein of 200 amino acids.